Molecule: messenger RNA, 486 nt
Organism: Penicillium waksmanii
Lineage: Eukaryota; Fungi; Ascomycota; Eurotiomycetes; Eurotiales; Aspergillaceae
Product: nuclear transport factor 2 family protein
Exons: 1
Coding region: 1-486 (161 amino acids)
Source: RefSeq, a predicted model, not a curated record
AUGGCGCCCUCACUGUCACUGAAGGAAUUUCUGAACUACAUCAAAGCGUUCAACGCCAAGGAUUAUGCAGCUCAGCACGGAUUUUACGAUAAGGAUGUCACUUUAACGAUCCCAGAUCCUGAGAUUGGAACUCUUGUUGGGUCGAAGGGGGUAAUGGACCAUUAUUCUAUCGUGCACGCCGAAGCAAAGGAGACUGUUGUCCCAAUGAUUGCCAUGGUCGACGAAAAUAGAAUCUUCUUCAGCAUGGAGGCGUACUUCUACUACCUCAGAGCUACUGAAAACGCCGUUCAUAGCCACAAAGUGAAGCCCGGGGACGUCAUUCGAGUCAAGGUCUGGGCUCUCUACGAUAUGAAGAAUGGGAAAAUGGCGAAGAUUGUUUGCAAUGCUCUCGGCGACGAAUUAUUAGGACAGAUAAAUGUGGACGAUGCGAUCCAGGAGAGCUGGAAUCGGGUUGAUGAUAAUAUCAAGGCGGCAUGGACGGAUUGA